Messenger RNA from Lodderomyces pseudojiufengensis, 1482 nucleotides. RefSeq names its product Nem1-Spo7 phosphatase catalytic subunit. The transcript has a single exon. NCBI's taxonomy places the organism in Eukaryota, Fungi, Ascomycota, Pichiomycetes, Serinales, Debaryomycetaceae. The coding region runs from base 1 to 1482 and encodes 493 amino acids. The record is from RefSeq and is a predicted model, not a curated record. Gene Ontology annotation, molecular function: protein serine/threonine phosphatase activity.
AUGAAUUCAAUAAGAUUAAUUGUAAAUUCUUUUGAUAAUAUACUACCUGGUAAAUCAAAUUAUAAAUUAACUUCACAAAUCAAUAAUGAUGAUAAUGAUCAACAGCCAGACCAAAUAGAUGAACAACUGAAGAAUCUACCACAACUAGAUACCACUAAUGACAUAUUAGACAAUAUUGAUGAAUCAAAAGAUUUACAAGAUCAUACAACUAAUAUAAUCAAAGGACCAUGCAAAUUACCAAAUUCAUUAAAAAUUGAACAAGAACAACAGGACCAACAGGAAGAAGAAGAUUUAGAUGAAUUAGAUAUUGAAAAUGAAGAUGAAGUAAAUUUAACAGAUCAUGAUGAAAAAGAACAACAACAAAUAAAAGAAUCAUCAAUAACAACAAACAAACCACAAUCAAUUUUCCUAAAUUUUCUUUGGGCAAUAUGGAAAAUUAUUUUCUUUUUACCAAAUUAUUUAAUUAUAAAACCAAUUAUAAUAAUCAUUAAAAUUAUAAUUUUCCCAUUCAUUUUACUUAAAUCAUCAUUAGGAUUUGGUAAUACCAAUAAAUCAAAUAUACAAAAUAAUCUAACAUAUGAUGAAAAAAAUGAAGAAUUUGAAUCAAGUGAUAUAGAAGAUGAUCCAUUAGUUACAAGAGAAAAAACAAAUACCAAAUCAAAACAACAACCACCACAAUCAAAAGAACAAACAACAAAACAAAAAAAUCAACAAUAUAAUGAUUAUGAAGAUGAAAAAAUCUUACAAAUUAAAAAAGAUAAUAUAUUAUUAAAUAAAAUAAAAUCUCCAACAUCAUUUUCAAAAUAUAUGAUACCACCACCACAAAGAUUAUAUCCAUUAUCACGUAAUCCAACAAAAAAACGUAAAAAAAAAAUAUUAAUAUUAGAUUUAGAUGAAACUUUAAUUCAUUCAAUUUCAAAAUCAUCACCAAGAAGUUUUUCAGGAGGUAGAAAUUCAAAUACAAAAGUUAUAGAAAUAAAAUUAAAUAAUAUAAGUUCUUUAUAUUAUGUAAAUAAGAGACCAUAUUGUGAUUAUUUUUUAACUGAAAUUUUUAAAUGGUUCGAGCUUCAAAUUUUUACAGCAAGUGUUAAAGAAUAUGCUGAUCCUAUUAUAAAUUGGUUAGAAGAAGAAAUUAUUGAAUCAUUAAAUAAACAAAAUUAUUUCACCACCACCAACAAUAAACCAGAAAUAUUCACAAAAAGAUAUUAUAGAUCAGAUUGUUCAUAUAGACCAGGAAUAGGUUAUAUAAAAGAUCUUAAUAAGUACAUAAAAGAAGAUGAUUUAAAAAAUGUAAUGAUUUUGGAUAAUUCUCCAAUAAGUUAUUCAUUACAUGAAAAAAAUGCUAUUAGUAUUGAAGGUUGGAUAAAUGAUUCAAAUGAUAAAGAUCUUUUAAAUUUAUUACCUUUAUUAUAUAGUUUAAGUUUAUGUAUUGAUGUUAGAUAUAUUUUAGGAUUAAAAGAAGGUGAAAAAUUAUUUGAAUGA